GAGACGGGAGGAUCGUCGCAUCUCGCUCCCACACCACUCCACCCGCGAUCUAACUUCUGCUGUGAAAUAGAAAUAGCAACACUCGCGUUUACAAGCAACUGGAGAAAAUGUGAUUGUGUAUGUGUGUGUGUGUGUGUCUAUAUGAGGGGAGUGAUGUGAUGUGUUAGUGAGUGGAUAACUGGAGGAUUUGUUGUGGAUUUCAAUUGGAUCAUUUCGAUGGCGGCCGGGGCGGGCGGGCGGCGCGCGGCGUGACGCGGCGGCGCACGGAGACUACUCACGACAUGACGCUCAUUACAGGUGAAAUAUGCGUGCGCACGUCAGCGGUGGUGGUGGCGCUGGCGGGCGGCGCGGGCGCGCGCGUGGCCGGCAAGAUGGGCGGCUACUCCAACCACGCACACGGCAAGUCAACAAGCGGCAUCAACGAGGAGAUCAUCUGGAUCAGCAUCAGCAUGGCCAUCGCCAUCGCCGUGCUCAUCGCCAUCGCGCUCUGCUACAUCCUGAAGGAGAAGUGCGACAAGCGGCGCGCCUACCGCGAGCAGUCGUGACGCUACAAGGAGGAGUUUGCCAAGCACGCGCUGGCGGACUCCUCCCCGCACCCCCCGCUGGACGAGUUCCCCUCUUACACCCUGUACCCGCAGUACUCGCCCGACGGCCAGGAGUACUACUACAACUUCCACCGCUUCUCCUACCUGAGGGACAGCUUCAAACUGCCCCCCAGGGAUUACCCGCAGGAGUAUCCUGUGAAGGCGAAUGAGGUGUAUAUUACUGCGUGAGGGUUUGCUACGAUGUUGCUACGCGGCUACGAUGUUGCUACGCAGCUACUUUGUUGCUACGCUGCUACGAUGUUG
Plutella xylostella (diamondback moth) is the source of this 848-nucleotide messenger RNA. RefSeq lists its product as uncharacterized. Lineage: Eukaryota; Metazoa; Arthropoda; Insecta; Lepidoptera; Plutellidae. The record is from RefSeq and is a predicted model, not a curated record.